Molecule: messenger RNA, 2221 nt
Organism: Exophiala dermatitidis NIH/UT8656
Lineage: Eukaryota; Fungi; Ascomycota; Eurotiomycetes; Chaetothyriales; Herpotrichiellaceae
Exons: 2
Coding region: 534-1346 (270 amino acids)
Biological process (GO): cellular response to oxidative stress
Cellular component (GO): cis-Golgi network; Golgi lumen; fungal-type vacuole
Molecular function (GO): glutathione disulfide oxidoreductase activity
Source: RefSeq, a predicted model, not a curated record
CCAACUGCGGGCUCCUUAGGCUUCCUCUCGACCCCCUUUUCUGCAAUUAGGCAUGUUCGUCGCCUCUGAUGGCUAACCUCUUCAUGCCCGGCAGAAGUACCGACUAAGUAGCUGGCCGCCUGAGGGGCCGUUUCCACUCCUCGCUCGCUACGUUGACUGGACCCUGGUCUUCCCCGGACCACGAUAAAUGGUUCCCCCCUUGUGCCUGGCUAACACACCCAAUUUGAACUGCCACUGGCAAUGCCGUGCGCGCUGACCACCUGCGCCUCUCACUCCUUACUCCCUAAUAAUGCCAUUCACAUGUCUGCCUCCCGUUCUCCUGUGCUAUUAACCCCUUAUACUCUGUUCCAGCACGGCUCAAGAGCACCAUACGCGUGAAGGAUCGCAGGCGAUUCGCAACAGCUCAUAAGGGAUCGUCCGUUUUACACUGUACCAGCCUUAUCGAUCAACCCACGCGAAGCCCACGUCCAGGCGCACUUCUCUACACCCAUCUUCCAACAAUUACGAGCACCCCUCAAAUCUCUACCCGCGUAAUGGCGGGCGCGCGCCGUGGUCAGGCCUUGGGUCUCGCCCUUGCGAUCGUUCUCAUUUACCUACUGUUCUUCUCUGGCUCCAACAGCGAUUUCCGCAAGCGGACCGAAGCAUCUCUGUCGAGUCGUCGCGGGGUUCUACGAGGGGGCUUGUCAGAUGCAGAUCUGACCGCGAAGACCAACAAAGAACUCCAAUUGGUACUGGACAAACAAAAGCAAUUCUAUGACUCGGUCCCUGGCGGGCCGUCGGACAAUGACGAAAUCAGUGUUGCCGGGAGGAAGCACAUGCCCAAGCCGAAAUACCCAGUCACAAGUGGUACGACCAGCAGCAAGGACGGCGGGGUUGAAGAGGCCACACUAAAGGGCAAUGGUAAGGUUGAGGAUGAGGGCGAGAGCAUGGCCAGGGAAGAGUUGCAGAGCAUCCUGACGAAGAGUCCUAUUGUCAUCUUUUCCAAGUCGUACUGUCCAUACUCCAAGCGCGCCAAAGCCCUCCUCCUUGAAACGUACACCAUCACUCCGGCGCCAUACGUUGUGGAACUUGACUUGAUGACCAAACGGAUUCCCAAACCACAUGCUGGGGACGAUGAUGAUGACGAUGACAAUACACCUGCCCCUACUCUCGGUCGCAAGGUUCAGGAUCUUCUAGCUUCGUUGACAGGACGAAGAACGGUGCCUAACAUCAUGAUUAACUCGCAGAGUCUGGGCGGAAGCGAUGAUAUUGCCCACUUGCAUUCAGAGGGACGGCUAGAGGAGGAAAUCAAAAAGAUGGGCGGCAAAAGAAUCGUCAGUGUCGAGAAGACUGAGCUGAAGCGCUAGCCUGCAACGUUCCUCCUGCGGCGAAUUGGUGAAAGAUCCGCCGCUACGAUGUGGUUUUGCCAUCAGAUUGCACACGCGCAGUCUCAACUCUCCAGGAUCGGCAUGAUAUGACCUGCCUGAUGUUAUACAUACGAGGAAUCUGCAAGGUCAUUAUUGUCCAAACUCCGCAAUGGAGGCGUCUGGUGAGUGGGAAGGAGGUUGUUCUUUCACCAUUGGGGCCAAUGCGAUUGUACUUUUGGGCUAUUGAGCUCCGGGUUUAUCCCAGCAGAGGAGACACGGAACUCAACGGGCAGAUAGCGAAGUCUGCAAUGGGUUGCGACGACACAGUUACGCACUUAACGAAGGCGAGAGGCACAGUCUGGAUCGCCCCUACGCCUUACUGGUGAUGGCAUCAGACUCCAAGAGCUGCAAGAUCUUCAUGGCAGACGAUUAUGAUUAUACAACCGUACGAUCUCUUUGUUGCUCUUUGGCCAGACCACAUCGAGCAGUGUCACGCCCUCUUGCUCCACCGGUCUGUUUUGCAUCACUGCUGCUCUCGAAUAGGGGGCUUUCUGGUAUGGUCCCGCGGCACCCUUUUUGGCGUUUCGAUCCACAAGGCCGGGGUUUGUUCUGGCUGUCCUACACCACCCAACAGCACAAUGCUGCCAAAGGGCAUACCUUAGGUAUAUAAUGGGGAGAUCCGUCCCCUCAGAUUCGAGAAAGCAGGCCGCUUCUCUACAAUAAAUGUACGAUACUCGUACACUACACUACAGUCUGGUACAGGACCUGGCAGUCACAGCACAUGCUGUGCCUAGCAAAGUAGAGUGAUAUUAUCGUGGACAAAACACAAGCCAUCAGCCACGCCUACCAGUACGGUAUUCAGAUACCUAGCCAUA